AUGGUUGACUACUUACGGUGAGAAAUAAGUUCACCAUGCAGUCAACUACUUUGACAUCCUCGGAAAUCAUUUUAUAUUUGUAUGGCUUCUAUUUUGCACAACUCCUGAACCAAACGUAGGUGCACAAUGUGUAAAAUAGUGCUGAUUCUUUAAAUUAACAUUCGUACUCGCCAGAUGAGGUGCAGAAUAAUGAAGGUGAAGGAAAAAUGCUAACUGCUGCUAGGGCAGGUGGCUUUAAAAAUUCAGUGUGGCAAGGCGUCCCCAUUUCUUACGAUUACCACUCUUAUUGUCUGCAGGGAAAGCAGCCAUGGCGUUCGCUUGCCUUCACUCUCAGAGGACAGAAAAUCAAUACUGUUUAAUAAAACACGGUGCUGAGCCCCUCCGCCGCUCCUCCAACCUGCCCCGCUGCCUUCACGCAUCUGCACACUGCGAUGUGGCCGUGGCUGCGCCGCCUUCGCCCAAGCAUCGGAAAAGGAGCUAUAUGAAUGGGAACCCAAGCGCGAUUUUUUACGAAGGUGCCAUUUCCAUUGUAAACCCUCCAAUCAGCACGGCGCACCGUGACUGAUGGGGUUGGGGAAGUGUGGCAAGCCCCAUGGAGCCGGGGCGGCCGUUCCUCUGGUGAUGUGAUGCAAAAAUGGACGCUCGCUGGCUGAGAGGUCCGCGGCUCGCGGGGACGCUGAUGACAUCCAAUGGACAGGAUUCAAUGAUCUCUGAGCAGCAUCGCCAGCUGAACAGGAAGGUUCUGCCUCUCAGUUCAUCCCUGCUUUUGAGUGGCAACUGUGAAAAGAGACGGCUGUUUGAAAGCUCAAAGGACACCACACAGAACAUUGUUUUUGCCAACACAGAGAGACUGCCCACAUUCAACACUCAGGCAAACGGCCGAUACCAGUCGGCAGUGUUCACGGACCAGAGACAGAAGCUGACGUUCCUGGCAGAGACCCAAGACCCCUUGCUCGAUUGCAGGGAGAGCAUGAGAGCAACAAAUAGCAGAGCCGAGCUGCAGGAGACGCGGCCGGCAGCGACUCGGGAUGCAAACGAGCCGGGCAGCUGGGCUGGGACACAGACACCCGAGGACGGAAUGUGCAACAUUAGACCACCAGCAGAGAGCCAAAAUGUGCAGCUGCACCUGGGCAUGCCGACCAUGGUGGAGAACAGGUGUGCAGGGUUGAAAGAGCCCCUGAUUAUGACCAUGAGAUCAACAGAGGGCCGACUCGAGGAAGAGACACACGGCAGCUUUGAGUCAACAGGAACGCCGUUCUUGCUGGCAAUGGGGACGGCCGAACAGCGAGCAUCGCCAGCCCUGCAGCACCUGGCCUGCCAGAGCGGGCCAUCCCCUGUACAAGUAAAGCUCAUGACUCCGCUGCUGUUACCAUUUGGAAUGGUGGGAGCCGGGCUGGGCGGCGGUGCGACGAGCAGAGUGGGGCACCCUCAAGGCUUGGUUCUCACACUGCCCUCACCUCGGAGCCUCACGACCACAGCAGCAGCAGCGUCCAGUGGCCUCUUGGCGCUACCGCUACCACUGCACAGCCUGCAAGCUACCUCCUCUCUCAGUACGCACCUCCAGCAUCUGCACCAGCUGCAGCUGCUGCACCAGCAGUCACAACAGAGCACCCCUCUGAGCUCCCCUUCUUCCACUGCGCCUCCCGUCGUCGGUGCCCUUGGGCAGCCCUCUUGCAGCCAGGAUGGCGUCCUGCCCGAGACCCACAGCCACUCGCUCAGUUGCACCACCAGUGGCGGCGGCGGCGGCAGCGGAGGGACAUGCCCAGUGGCCGCAGUGGAAGACAAGCUCAAGUACAACAGAUUGCUGGCCAGCCAGAUAACACCGUCGGCUAUUGCAGCGGUGGCUGCCAGCUUCACUCCAUCCUCCAGCCAAAUACUGGCGAGCACCCUGCCCUGCCUGGCAGGGCUCACUGGACAACUGGUCACCACCGCUCAGGGCCAGAUAAUCGGAGCCAUCCCCCUUGAAGGAGGUGCAGCUGGCACUGCGGCUGGCUCAGCGGGGAGUGGGGUUAUGGGCGGCCUGGCGGUGCAGUCCAUGACCCCGCAGAUCCUGACCAAUGGACAGGGCCAGGUGGUGGCCACCAUCAUCGGCAACCAGAUCCUACCCGUGCUCAAACCACAGGGCAUCAUGCUGUCAGCCAUCAAGGCCAGUCAGCUGCAGCAACUCCAAGGGCAACACAGGAGCCAAGUUUCCCCGCAGGCUUACGCACAGCACACCCUGACGGUCGGACCGAGCCAAGGAUCCCCAGUCCCACAGCCUCUCUCCCCAGCCUCGCCAAGCAUUGGGCCGGCAGUCCACAACCCCCAGGGCGCUUGCAGCGAUAUCGACAACAUGAAGCUGGAGGAGAUACGCGAGUUCGCUCGUGCGUUUAAGAUCCGCCGUCUCUCGAUGGGGCUCACGCAAACACAGGUUGGACAGGCCAUGAGCAGCACAGAGGCACCUGCCUACAGCCAGUCUGCCAUCUGCAGAAACGCCCUCCUCAUGCGAGCCGACGUGUUCCUGCCGGCCUUCGGAGCAAGAAGAGGAGAAGGGAUUAGCGAUGGCUGGCCUCUUGCCAGAGAUAAUGCUAGCACUACCAGCACAGCCAGUUCCACACCGCCCAUGAAAAUGAAUCCCCGGCUUUUAUGUCCUGCCAGGUUCGAGAAGUUGGACAUCACACCUAAGAGCGCGCAGAAGAUCAAGCCUGUGCUUGAGCGCUGGAUGGCGGAGGCCGAGGCUCGGCAGCGCACCGGCCUGCAGAGCCUGAGCGACUUUGUGGGGAGUGAGCCAUCGCGGAAGCGCAGGCGCCGCACCUCGUUCACUCCUCAGGCACUGGAGGCGCUCAACGCUUACUUUGAGCGCAACACGCACCCGUCUGGCCAGGAGAUGACGGCCAUCGCCGAGCACCUGUGCUACGAGCGCGAGGUGGUGCGCGUGUGGUUCUGCAACAAGCGGCAGAUGCUGAAGAACACCAUCAAGAGGCUCAAGACUCACGAGCAAACUUUGCCCACGCCGGACAAUACGUUGGUCGUGGCCCCCGUGGAGACGACCAUGGAUGGCGGUGACUCCAAACCAAAGAAGGCUUACACCUCUCGCCCGUCAUCUCGACCACUUCCCCCCAUGCUGUGAACAGAGGCGCGUGCGCAGCUUGAAGAACGUAGAACGUGCACAGCAAGAUACGCAGCACUCACACUCUCGGUGAUGUGUGCUGCAUUGUGGUGUAGAGACCAAAUUUAAAAAAGUACAUUUAUAGACAGGGCAUGCUUUAUACCGUAUUCUUCAUAUUCUAUUAAACCUAGAGGCAAUCAAACGAUAAACACAUUUUAUAGGUUUUACAUGCCAUGUUCUUACAACACAAAUUAACUGAACAAGAUACAUUAAACACAUUUGUGUAAUGUUGACAGAUACUAAAGGACAAAGCACCUAUCGCUCUUAGCUACCAGAAAUGUCAGCGCAUUACGCCAUCAAGACGGACCCAUGCUUCUCAUUUCUAUGUAUAGCUUUACCUCUAGCUAAGCAUAUUUUAGAGGAAAACAUAUGACAUACACAUUUUAUCCCAGCGACUUAGAUAUUAAGGAUAUCCUUGUUUAUUUAAGGAAUGAUUGACCAUUAUUGUGAAGCAGUAUAAAUAUAUAUUUUUGGUCUUUUUAAUAUUGUAUAUAUGGGAGGGUACCUGACUAAGGUCUACAUGUGAGGUAUAUCUUCACUGUUGCAGUGUGCAAGCUUUAACAUUACAAUUGUGUUGGUGAGAAGUUGCGAGCCAAAGAAAAGUCUAAAUAAACCAACAUCGCAAUGAGAAGCCACAGAAAAAUCUUAACUCGUUUACAAAGCGGAGUAAUGAUUCUUCACGAGAGGAUGCUUACGCACCGUUUUGGUCAGUUAAACAUGAGCUCAAUAUCGCAGAGGUUGUAUUUGUAUGAAAGGGAGACCCCCUGACAUGAAGUGCAACAUUCAUGAGAGCUUUAACCAAAAAUUCGUGUAGCUCUGCACAUGAAAUGCUACCUCCGUAGCAUUGAAUUCAUUUGGACUAAAGUGUUGUGCUCUGUGCAAUCAUUGAACAUUACAAUACCCCGCCCUCCGCCUCUAAUCACUGUACCUGAUGAGUUAAGUGAUGACGUCACCCUGCUGCUCUAUAUAAAAACCGGGAGCAAGCGAGGGCUUUACCAUUCUGGCGAAUUGCUUGAUGAUGCUGGAUGUA
Molecule: messenger RNA, 4178 nt
Organism: Petromyzon marinus (sea lamprey)
Lineage: Eukaryota; Metazoa; Chordata; Hyperoartia; Petromyzontiformes; Petromyzontidae
Product: POU domain, class 6, transcription factor 2-like
Biological process (GO): regulation of transcription by RNA polymerase II
Molecular function (GO): DNA-binding transcription factor activity, RNA polymerase II-specific; RNA polymerase II cis-regulatory region sequence-specific DNA binding
Source: RefSeq, a predicted model, not a curated record